Hypoxylon trugodes is the source of this 3332-nucleotide messenger RNA. RefSeq lists its product as uncharacterized. The record is from RefSeq and is a predicted model, not a curated record. Gene Ontology annotation, biological process: DNA-templated transcription; regulation of DNA-templated transcription. Gene Ontology annotation, molecular function: DNA binding; DNA-binding transcription factor activity, RNA polymerase II-specific; zinc ion binding. The coding region runs from base 319 to 2910 and encodes 863 amino acids. Lineage: Eukaryota; Fungi; Ascomycota; Sordariomycetes; Xylariales; Hypoxylaceae. The transcript has 7 exons. Gene Ontology annotation, cellular component: nucleus.
CCACCUUUGCUUAGAAACGGGAUCUCCGAUCGCAAGAUCUGACAUAUAACCGACCGAAUUCGACGACGAGCGCCACGAUAUCGAAUGGAAGUAUUGAAUAGGAAGUGAAGCGAAAAGAAGGGGAGAGAUUUCUAUUGUUGAAUUAUCUCAUCGUCGAAUUACUUAACUGGUGGUGUGGCUAAGGCCCUCGUACCCGCGCCCGUUGCGGUAGUUUGACGCCGAACCACUCCCCUCCGAUCCGGGUUUUCUCUACCCACCCACGGCCGGCUCGUAGCCUUUUCCUAUACCAUUUAAAUUGUUUAUCUAUCCAAUUAUACAAUGUCGACUUCGACUGGCGAGGGCUCUGGAGCCGCCGCCAAUAACUCUGGCUCCCCUGAUGCCGGCAAUAGCCCGACCGCCGAAACGAGUCCACCCCAAGGACAAAAUAAUGGCAAUAUUCCUAGGCCGAAGCGACUAGCGUGUAUGAUAUGUCGAAAACGCAAGCUUAGAUGCGACGGUGUCAAACCAAGUUGUAGUACAUGUACGAGGUUAGGGCAUGCUUGCGCAUAUGAUGAAGUGAGGCGAAAGAGCGGUCCCAAGAGAGGCUACGUGAAGGCUUUAGAGGAAAGGCUGAAACAAGUUGAGACGCUGUUGAAUAAGACUCAAGAGCCGGCAACCGGACCCGAAACGACCAAAACCUCCAACGUUACCUUCGAGCCACCGACUCGUAACCAGCAGAUUCCCGCGACUCCUAACUUCAACGUCACGAAUCCUUCUAUAGGCAUCGCAAGCGACCGCGAUAUGGAUCGGUGGCGCUUCAAUGCGGAGUCACCGCAACCUAAUGGUGGGAUGGAUGAUUUCAAUUUCAGCAGUACUAUACCGCUUCCCUCCAUGGGAAAUAUGGGCGGCAUGGACAAUACUUUCACAUGGGAGAUGAUCGGUUUGGGAUUGGAAGAACCUCUCCCGCCUCAAGAGACUAUCGACGAACUGCAUCAGAUUUACUUCGAUAAGAUUCAUCCAUCAUUGCCUAUGAUUCACAAAUUCCGAUAUCUAGCAGCAAUGAAUUUGGCGCCAAAUCAGAGACCCCCCAUCGCAUUACGAUAUGCGAUCUGGACCCAAGCCUGUGCUAUCACAGACAAGUAUAUGGACCUUAGAGAUCUCUUCUACCAACGCGCCCGUAAAUAUAUGGAAGCGGACUACAUCAAGGGCUAUGGAGAACACAUGAUAUCUGUGGCCCAUGCCCAAACCCAUGUAUUGUUGGCCUCGUACGAAUUCAAGAUGAUGUACUUCCCACGAGCCUGGAUGAGUACCGGCUCGUCCGUGCGUAUAUGUCAGAUGAUCGGUCUGCACAGACUUGACGGGACAGGCCUCGACGUGAAGCAAUGUCUUCCACCGCCUCGCGACUGGACCGAGCGAGAAGAGAGACGACGAACUUUCUGGAUGGCCUUCUGUGAAGACCGUUAUGCCAGUAUCGGAACAGGUUGGCCUAUGACAAUCGACGAGCGCGAUGUCAUGACCAAUCUUCCUGCUUCGGAAGAGGCAUUCGAAAUGAGUCGACCAGAGCAGACACAAUCCCUUGCCGAUUCGAUGUGUCCGGCCGGUGCCUCCAAACUCUCAUCUUUUGGAGGCAUCGUAUUGAUGGCAUGCUUGUUCGGCCGCAACCUCGUACAUCUCCACCGCCCAGAUGCCGAUGAUCGCGAUCAUGACCUCAACGGAGAAUUCUGGAAACGCCACCGAAAUAUGGAUAAUAUUCUGCUCAACACCUCCCUCUGUCUACCAAACCACCUGAAGCUUCCAGCCGGGCUCGCUAAUCCUAAUAUCGUAUUUACAAACAUGAAUAUCCAUACUUCAACAAUCUGCCUUCACCAAGCAGCUAUUUUCAAGGCCGAUAGAAACAAACUCCCGCCCUCUGUUAGCGCGGAAAGCAAAGUACGCUGUAUCACGGCAGCAAACGAAAUUGCGAGCAUCAUGAGAAUGGUGUCGCAUCUAGAUCUAAGCGCUAUGAAUCCGUUCAUAUCUUUCUGUUUAUACGUAGCGGCUCGAGUAUUUGUUCAAUACCUGAAGAGUCGCCCAGAUGAUAGUCAAACAGCUGACGCUCUACGAUUCAUCCUUGCUGCUAUGAACGCGUUAAAGAGGAAGAACCCAUUAACCGAAUCAUUCCUUGUACAAUUAGAUGUUGACUUGGAAGCACUGGGAACAAGGAUACCGAAGCUCAAAUCCGCAUUUCCAAGGAGCGCAGAUACCCCCGGCUCCGGUAUCAAGAUCCCGAAAUUACACCCCAAAACUGACGGUGCCCAUACGAAUUGCGAUGGCGAAGGCGGCGGCGGCGGCCUUCUUGCAUAUCGUAAUGCGAACAUAAGCGAUGAACCGCCGGCCGUCACAAAUCUCGGCCAAGCUGAAAACCAUGACUCCACACAUGGCUGGCUUAGGGAACAACAGCUGCCCACACGCGAGCGAAGUGCCGGUCCAGCAGAUCCUUGCGAUCGGGGAAUGAUCCCACCCAUCAUGUAUCCAGGCGGGUAUACAGAAGGUGGAGGAAGCGACUCGAACGACGUGAACGAGAUAUCCUCAAACACAGAUGGCCCAUCGAAUAGACCGACGCCAAAUUCGAGUAGUGGGUCAGAUAACCGCCAAAAUACGACAGGAAAUGGCCACAUGGCAAACUCUAGCAGAACGUCUUUCGAUACUAGUCCAAUGGCCUCUCAUCAAAAUCUAGGAACAACGCAAGCCGAUCUAGAUGCAGCAGCUUUCUUCCAGAUGAAUACUAGUACCGGUAUGACCCCUGGACAACCUUUUAUAGAAACGGCGGGCAAUGGCUAUACUGUUCCGCAUGAUUGGAGUGAAUCAAAUGGUAUGACACCAGUGGCGGAGGGAGUGCUUCAACAUCUAAUGGACAUGCGAAUGGAUUUAGGAUGGGAUACUGGUACUUGAGAUAUAUAGUGAUUUGGGCGAAGGUGAUGAUCUAAUCGAAAACUGGAUUCAUUCUUCAUGAAUUAAACGGGAGUAAGACGAAGGACAUAUAAGAUGAUGAUGGAUAUAUGGGAUUGGCUUGGGUACCAGGUUGGAUACUAGGUACCUAUUCAUGAUGAACUUGAUCUACAAGGGGGGCGUUUUUGGAAAGUCUCAAUACCGGAUUGGGUCUUGAUGGUAGGGAAAUACACUCACUUCGAUCUGUAUAGUAUAAACUAUUAUGAUAAAGGCCGUACGAAUUGUUUUGUAUUGUAUUACUAGGGAUAUAUGUCGGUGACGAUGAGAAUAUCACUUACAUCUACGCUCCUUAUUUUUAUGCUUUACUACUUACAUAAAAUACCUGGACACAUAAUUAAAUAUCCAAUGAAAUAAAUAAUUCACCC